Messenger RNA from Aspergillus puulaauensis, 1497 nucleotides. It is a transcript of the gene MNS1B, whose product is annotated as glycoside hydrolase family 47 protein. Bases 1 to 1497 code for a protein of 498 amino acids. The record is from RefSeq and is a predicted model, not a curated record. Gene Ontology annotation, biological process: carbohydrate metabolic process; N-glycan processing. The transcript has 3 exons. Gene Ontology annotation, cellular component: Golgi membrane; endoplasmic reticulum. Gene Ontology annotation, molecular function: mannosyl-oligosaccharide 1,2-alpha-mannosidase activity; calcium ion binding. Lineage: Eukaryota; Fungi; Ascomycota; Eurotiomycetes; Eurotiales; Aspergillaceae.
AUGCGUACACAUCUUCUUGCCCUUCCGGCCCUGGCCGCAGCCAGCUUGCCCGUCUACUCGCGAAGUAGCGAGUCGCGCGCGGGCGCCAUCAAGGAGGCCUUCUCCCACGCCUGGGAUGGCUAUUAUGAAUAUGCCUUCCCUCACGACGAGCUGCACCCCAUCUCCAACGGCUACGGAGACUCCCGAAACGGCUGGGGCGCGUCGGCCGUCGAUGCCCUGUCCACUGCCAUCAUCAUGCGCAACGCCACUAUCGUCAAUCAGAUCAUUGACCACAUUGCUGAGGUUGAUUACACAAAAACCGACUCGACUGUGAGCUUGUUCGAGACCACCAUUCGCUACCUCGCCGGCAUGCUGUCCGGAUACGACCUGCUCAACGGGCCUGGCAAGGGUCUAGUGGAUGCGAAAAAGGUGGAUGUGCUUCUUGAGAAGUCUCAGAAACUCGCCGAUACCCUCAAGUUUGCAUUCGACACCCCCUCCGGUGUUCCGUACAACAACAUCAACAUUACCUCCAAGGGCAAUGACGGCGCCGACACCAAUGGGCUGGCCGUGACUGGCACCCUGGUGCUCGAGUGGACCCGCCUGUCGGACUUGACUGGAAACGACGAGUAUGCGCGCCUGAGCCAGAAGGCCCAGGACUACCUCCUCCACCCGGAGCCGGCGGAGUACGAGCCGUUCCCGGGUUUGGUUGGAAGCAACAUCAACAUCAAGGACGGAAAGUUCGCCGACGGGGUAGUUAGCUGGGACGGUGGCGCUGAUUCUUACUACGAGUACCUGAUCAAGAUGUACCUGUACGACCCUGAGCGCUUUGGCCUGUACAAGGACCGCUGGGUGGACGCUGCCAAGUCAACCAUCGAGAACCUGGCUUCGCACCCAUCUACCCGCAAGGACCUCACCUUCCUCUCCUCCUACACCAAGGAUCACAAGUUCAAGUUGGUCAGCGAGCACCUGACUUGCUUUGAUGGCGGUAACUUCCUGCUUGGUGGAACGCUGUUGGACCAGCAGGAUUUUGUUGACUUUGGUCUUGAACUGGUCUCCUCUUGCCACGAGACCUACAACUCGACGCUCACGGGGAUUGGUCCCGAAGUGUUCAGCUGGGAUCCCAGCUCUGUCCCUGAGAACCAGACGGAGCUGUUCGAGCGAGCAGGCUUUUACAUCACUGGUUCAGGAUAUAUUCUGCGCCCAGAGGUGAUUGAGAGCUUCUACUACGCCUGGCGUAUCACCGGUGACGAGACGUACCGCGAAUGGGUGUGGAACGCCUUUGUCAACAUCAACAAAUACUGCCGCACCGAGUCCGGAUUCGCCGGCCUCAGUGAUGUCAACGCGGAGAAUGGAGGCGGCCAAGACGACAACCAAGAGAGCUUCAUGUUUGCAGAGGUGCUGAAGUACACUUAUCUGGCUUUUGCUCCCGAGGACGAGUGGCAGGUCCAGAAGGGCAGUGGCAACACGUUUGUGUUCAACACCGAGGCGCAUCCUUUCAAGGUGUACUCGCCCAAGUAG